AUGACAUUCCAUCACAUGAACGAUCUCCUGACAACACACCUGACAUUCCAUCACAUGAACGAUCUCCUGACCACAAUGGAGUCGCACCUCACAUUCCAUCACAUAUUCGUCGCACCUCACAUUCCAUCACAUAUUCGGUCUCCUGACUACACACCUGACAUUCCAUCACAUAAACGAUCUCCUGACUACACACCUGACAUUCCAUCACAUGAACGAUCUCCUGACUACACACCUGGCAUUCCAUCACAUGAACGAUCUCCUGACUACACACCUGACAUUCCAUCACAUGAACGAUCUCCUGACUACACACCUGACAUUCCAUCACAUGAACGAUCUCCUGACUACACACCUGACAUUACAUCACAUGAACGAUCUCCUGACUUCACACCUGACAUUCCAUCACAUGAACGAUCUCCUGACUUCACACCUGACAUUCCAUCACAUGAACGAUCUCCUGACUACAUAACUGACAUUCCAUCACAUGAACGAUCUCCUGACUACACACCUGACAUUCCAUCACAUGAACGAUCUCCUGACAACACACCUGACAUUCCAUCACAUACUCGGUCUCCUGACUACACACAUGACAUUACAUCACAUGAACGAUCUCCUGACUACACACCUGACAUUCCAUCACAUGAACGAUCUCCUGACUACACACCUGACAUUCCAUCACAUGAACGAUCUCCUGACUACACACCUGACAUUCCAUCACAUGAACGAUCUCCUGACUACACACCUGACAUUCCAUCACAUGAACGAUCUCCUGACUACACACCUGACAUUCCAUCACAUGAACGAUCUCCUGACUACACACCUGACAUUCCAUCACAUGAACGAUCUCCUGACAACACACCUGACAUUCCAUCACAUGAACGAUCUCCUGACCACAAUGGAGUCGCACCUCACAUUCCAUCACAUAUUCGGUCUCCUGACUACACACCUGACAUUCCAUCACAUGAACGAUCUCCUGACAACACACCUGACAUUCCAUCACAUGAACGAUCUCCUGACCACAAUGGAGUCGCACCUCACAUUCCAUCACAUAUUCGGUCUCCUGACUACACACCUGACAUUCCAUCACAUAAACGAUCUCCUGACUACACACCUGACAUUCCAUCACUUGAACGAUCUCCUGACUACACACCUGACAUUCCAUCACAUGAACGAUCUCCUGACUACACACCUGACAUUCCAUCACAUGAACGAUCUCCUGACUACACACCUGACAUUCCAUCACAUGAACGAUCUCCUGACUACACACCUGACAUUCCAUCACAUGAACGAUCUCCUGACUACACACAUGACAUUACAUCACAUGAACGAUCUCCUGACAACACACCUGACAUUCCAUCACAUACUCGGUCUCCUGACUACACACAUGACAUUCCAUCACAUGAACGAUCUCCUGACUACACACCUGACAUUCCAUCACAUGAACGAUCUCCUGACUACACACCUGACAUUCCAUCACAUGAACGAUCUCCUGACUACACACCUGACAUUCCAUCACAUGAACGAUCUCCUGACUACACACCUGACAUUCCAUCACAUGAACGAUCUCCUGACUACACACCUGGCAUUCCAUCACAUGAACGAUCUCCUGACUACACACCUGACAUUCCAUCACAUGAACGAUCUCCUGACUACACACCUGACAUUCCAUCACAUGAACGAUCUCCUGACUACACACCUGACAUUACAUCACAUGAACGAUCUCCUGACUUCACACCUGACAUUCCAUCACAUGAACGAUCUCCUGACUUCACACCUGACAUUCCAUCACAUGAACGAUCUCCUGACUACAUAACUGACAUUCCAUCACAUGAACGAUCUCCUGACUACACACCUGCCAUUACAUCACAUGAACGAUCUCCUGACUACACACCUGACAUUCCAUCACAUGAACGAUCUCCUGACUACACACCUGACAUUCCAUCACUUGAACGAUCUCCUGACUUCACACCUGACAUUCCAUCACAUGAACGAUCUCCUGACUACACACCUGACAUUCCAUCACAUGAACGAUCUCCUGACUACACACCUGACAUUCCAUCACUUGAACGAUCUCCUGACUUCACACCUGACAUUCCAUCACAUGAACGAUCUCCUGACUUCACACCUGACAUUCCAUCACAUGAACGAUCUCCUGACUACAUAACUGACAUUCCAUCACAUGAACGAUCUCCUGACUACACACCUGCCAUUACAUCACAUGAACGAUCUCCUGACUACACACCUGACAUUCCAUCACAUGAACGAUCUCCUGACUACACACCUGACAUUCCAUCACUUGAACGAUCUCCUGACUACACACCUGCCAUUACAUCACAUGAACGAUCUCCUGACUACACACCUGAACAAGUGCCGCUACAGAUUAAACCAUCUACAUUCCAGUUGUUUAUCUUGACGGCCAUUAAACAAUGGAGCCUGGCAUUGGCAAACCAGUGGGUGAUAGUAUGA
Messenger RNA from Haliotis rufescens (red abalone), 2463 nucleotides. RefSeq names its product extensin-like. The transcript has 3 exons. The record is from RefSeq and is a predicted model, not a curated record. NCBI's taxonomy places the organism in Eukaryota, Metazoa, Mollusca, Gastropoda, Lepetellida, Haliotidae. Bases 1 to 2463 code for a protein of 820 amino acids.